Molecule: messenger RNA, 579 nt
Organism: Penaeus indicus
Lineage: Eukaryota; Metazoa; Arthropoda; Malacostraca; Decapoda; Penaeidae
Exons: 5
Coding region: 1-579 (192 amino acids)
Source: RefSeq, a predicted model, not a curated record
AUGAGCCAGUCAGAGCUGCAUGCUGACAGUAAAACACCAGACAGCAGCUCAGAGAUGGAUGUUGAACCUGAAGCAUCCGGGAUGUCAGUUGCAUUCAUUGAUCCAGAUAUGGAUGCUGAUGAUGACUCAGAUCGUGAUCCACACUAUCAGCCAGAUGGUGAUGAUCCAUCAAGCUCCGAAACUGAAGUAGCUGAAGAUGAUGCAUUGAUGAACAAAACUAAACGGCACAAACGGCAGCGACGGCACAUCUUCCACAAAUUUUGGUCCAUAACUUCUUGGGAAGCACGCCAAAUAUACAUUCGAACCUUAAUCUCAAAGAAAGAAAUAAAGCAGAAGAAAAAGAUACAGGGAUCAAGACGUCAAGCAUCCUAUGCUUACAAUCUACAACUUCAAGAUGGAUCAAUUCAUCAAGUCUGCAAGCCACUCUUUGCUUCUACCUUCGGUGUCCCCGAAAGAACUCUUAUGUCAUGGAUAACAGAUCGUGGUGAUAGUUCGUCAGCAGCCUCAUCAAGCGAUAGUCUGUCAGCAGCUAAAACACCAUCCAAACCUGGUCCCAAAAGUGAAAGUGUGCAAAAGUGA